GCAGGCGCGGAAUGAUUACGUCACACCCUUGUAGACGUCGCUAUGGCAGACCAUGUUAAUGAGCUAGAAAUUGCCAAGAAACAUUUAACUGAAGCAAUUGGUGAAAAUGUCAAACAUUACUGGGCGAACUUGAAACUGUGGUUCAAACAGAAGAUAAGCAAGGAAGAGUUUGACAUCGAGGCUCGUCGCCUUUUGGCACAAGACAACGUUCAUGUCCACAAUGACUUUCUCCUGGCCAUUCUCACACGCUGUCAGAUCAUCGUCUCCACACCAGAGGGUGCUGGAUCUUUGCAGUGGGCAGGUGGCUCAGCCUCCAAGCCUGGCAAGCCUGCCAAAGGAAAAAAUAAGCUCUCCUCCAAACAUAAAUUUGAUCAUCGUUUCCAGCCCCAGAACCCUCUGAGUGCGGUCCAGGCCUUCAGCCUGCGGGAGUUGGGGAGUGAGGAGGAGGAGCUGAGACUCAGUGCCCACACCCUGUUGCUGCCCACCCGGGGCCAGCUGGAGGCCCGCAUGAUGGUCACCGCUUUUGAGCUGGGCUUGGACAACGUCACGGAGGACACCGUCAGCACCAUGGUCCACGCAGUGGAGAACCACCUGAAGGACAUGCUGACUGCUGUGGUGUCCAGGAGGAAGGCCUACCGGCUGCGUGACGGACACUUCCCCUACGCCUUUGGCAGUGACGUCACCCCACAGCCCUACUUGAAGAACAGCCUGGCUGCCUACCACAUCGUCACAGAGUGCCCACCUCACAGUGCGUCUCUUCUGGCCGGCCCGCCCCCUCAGGUAUUACCAGACGAUGCUGAGCAGCAGGCUGCUCUCCUAUUGGCCUGUUCCGGUGACCGUCUCCUUGCGCCCCUCCCUCCUAUCAGUAUGUUUGAUCUCCUGGAAGCGUUACAGAUCCACCGGGGUGUGAUGCCCUCUCACACCAUGUACGCCCUGAACAUGGAACGUAUCCUGUCCCGGCUGUGGCACCCCAGUCACGAGGAGCUGGAGCAGGACCAUGUGCACCGCCAACGCCUCGCAGGGAAGGAUGGCCUGCUCGUCAGCUGAGACGCACACAGACGGUCAGGUGGACAGACAGGCAGAUUGUGGUGGGAUAGGGCAGUGACAAUGGAGACAAAUGGAGAGUUUAACACACCCACAGUGUUGAGGCAUCUAUGUGGUCCCUAAACCCUGCCUUGAAGCUGAGAGCGAGGAUGAUGUCGAAGACUGGAUUUACACUCCACUAGGGAUACUCCGUAGAGGCUCUGCAACCGCUUAACCACGCACCACAACUUUACACUAGUGUCAAUAGCGUUUUAGAACGCUUGGUGGAGUGUAAACCCAGCCUAAGAUGCACACAGUAUAUCUGUGUUGAAGGCUCACAGAGCUGUGCUAUAAUGAAAAGGAAGGAAUGAAGGCCCAGUGUGGUGUGGUCACAGACAUAGCUUGUUAUGGCAUUAACAUGUCUACACGCGCACACACAGCGAUAUCUCUCCCAUAACCUCUCUGACCCUCCUUUAAAUGCACCGUUAAUAAUGUUAAUACGUUUAAGGAGGAUGGGUGCAUUUCUGACCUUUUGGUGAGUUUAUUUUGUCAGUUCAUUUGUCUCUUGAUAGUGUUACUUUUGUUGUAUUUCCCACGCGUCUGUGUACACAUGUUGCGGCCCUAUUAUUGCGACAUUGACAUGCUCUGGAAGAAUUAUGCCUGGGUAGUACACUUGGGUCCUUGUUCACUGUACUUUGUCAGAGCAAUGCAUGCAUCACAGUAUGUAUGCAAAUAUGUAUAUAUGAUUUUGUCUUUGUUUUUACCCAACAAUCUUGUUUAAUAUCAAUGAAAGUCUAAAAUGGCAAAAUGAAAUAAACAAAUAUUACACUUCUGUUAAAACAAGUUUUAUGAAUUCAUUUUUUCUACAUUUUUAUACCAAUACUGGGGUGUAAUUUGACUAAUGGUUUAUGUUAAGAUUUGUGAAAUAUUUUCAGUGUUAGUGUUUUGGUAUAUUGCAGUCAUCUUAGAAUUCUGGGACUUUAUGUUGUCAAUCUGUUUAUGUAAAUGAUUUAAAUCUCGGUUGGUUCACUCCACAUUAACAUUCCAAAAUACUUAAAUAAACUCUCACAGCUGUAAUACGCUGACUGUGCAAGUGGCAGGACUUCUGGUUUCUAAUUUUCCCAAAUAAAAUAUCCAGUUUUCACUACGUUCAGAUCACAUAAUAGAGCAACAAUAUGUGAUUAUACAGAUAUACUAAUCACGAUAUUUCACAUUGUUCGUCUGCAUAAAUUAAAUCUAACAUUAAUUUACAUGAGACAAAGUCCACUUGAUCAAUAGUUAUUGCUCUAGUAUCAUAUGGUGCCAAUUACAUCAAUAGUGCCACCAACUGGUCUGGUGCAGCCAUCUAAGGUUGCAGUGACUUUAUAUUCACACAGCUUCUAAGGACAUAUACAUUAGGUUUACAUACCAAAUUUCAUGGCCCCAUGUCCAUCGGUUCAGUUCUUAUAGCCCUGGUGUGAUACGGUGCCAUCUAGUUGUGUAGCGUGGCAGACUUUGAAUGCAGCAACUAAUCAUUGUCAAAUUCAUUAGAGGCUAAUUAAUUGAGUCUAUAUACCAAAUCUGGAGUCAAUCUGACUUAAAGUUCAUGAGAAAAUGUUUUAAGUAGUAUUAACAAAUGUGCUAACAUGCAUCUAUAGGUUCAUCUUAAGGACGUCAAUGAUAGCGAUGACAAGUUUCAAGUUGAUAGGCCACUUUGGUGUGUCUUUAGGGGUUUAAAUGGACACGUAAAAUCAGAUGUUUGAUUUGUCAAUAACUCUGCCAUCUUUUGACCAAUCCCUUUGCUUUUCUCAAACUAAGUUAAGACAUAGCAUGGGCCUAUAUUCCACAUUUGGUAUCAUGGUUCAUGAGAAGAUUAUUAUGAGUAUUUUUUUAAACAUUUUAGCAUAUUAGCAUAUGUGCUAAUAUGCAUCUACUGGUAGAGUGUGGCCAUCUUUGAAUUCAUUCAUGUUAUUUUCUCAAACUGUUUAGGGACUAUUUUGAUGAGUCAAAAUAUCAAAUUUGGAGUGAAUCAGACUUUUAGUCCAUGUGAAGAUUUUUUUUGAUUAUUUUAAGUAUUAGCGUUACAUAGUCAAAAAAGUGAAUUGUUAAUAGUUUCCUAACUUUUUAAGAUAUCAAAGCCAAACUUAACAUGGUUCAUCAUGGUAAUGUAUUUGAUGACCCUACAAAGUUGAUAGGCCAUUGUGGAGUGGAUUUACAAAGGAUUUAAAUGGACACGUAAAAUCUGAUUUCCUGAUUUAUCAAUAACUCAGCCAUCGCUUCAACAAUCCCUUAACUUUUCUCAAACUAAAUUAAGAGAUGGUGUAAUUUGGAUUUAGAGUGGGGGAAAAAAGUAUUUAGUCAGCCACCAAUUGUG
This is a messenger RNA of Coregonus clupeaformis (lake whitefish), 3376 nucleotides long. RefSeq names its product transcriptional adapter 1-like. The transcript is spliced from 8 exons. NCBI's taxonomy places the organism in Eukaryota, Metazoa, Chordata, Actinopteri, Salmoniformes, Salmonidae. Gene Ontology annotation, cellular component: SAGA complex. The record is from RefSeq and is a predicted model, not a curated record. Gene Ontology annotation, molecular function: transcription coactivator activity. The coding region runs from base 43 to 1047 and encodes 334 amino acids. Gene Ontology annotation, biological process: regulation of transcription by RNA polymerase II.